Molecule: messenger RNA, 1117 nt
Organism: Micropterus dolomieu (smallmouth bass)
Lineage: Eukaryota; Metazoa; Chordata; Actinopteri; Centrarchiformes; Centrarchidae
Product: probable assembly chaperone of rpl4
Exons: 9
Coding region: 226-1062 (278 amino acids)
Biological process (GO): cell division
Molecular function (GO): protein binding
Source: RefSeq, a predicted model, not a curated record
GCCACGAAGGGACAACAGGGGGCCAACUUGCUAGCUCUUUCCGAGGUUGAUAGUCCACUUCUCUCGGCAGGUCGAGCCUGUGGCAUUGGCCACAAGCUACCUGUGUGGCACGACACAGUCUGAAUCUAGUGGCUGGCAGCAAACUGGACGGUAGGAAUGACAUCAACGUAGCCACAACGCCUGCAAGAAGAUGCAGGAUUUGUUGGAUUGUCACCUCAGGAAAGGAUGAAAGUAAGAAUGCAUGAAAAAGCCAAGAAGAAGACAGCUGAGAAGUACUCCGUGCAACAGCUACUAGAAAAGACAGAGGAGUGCCUGGAUAGUUUUGACUUUGAGAUGGCUGCCCUUUUCUGCCAACGAGCCCUGGAUGUGGACUCCAACAACCUGCAAGCUCUAGACAUGCUUGGACACAUCUGCACUGAACUAGGAGACACACAGAAAGCUAAGGGAGUUUUCCUUCGUGCAGUGGAGCUGAGCCCAGAUGAAGGCCACAGUAAGUACAUGUACCUGGGACAAAUCCACUCAGGCCAGGAGGCUGUGGAUUACUACACUAAAGGAAUACAAGUCCUGCUGUCUGCAUUGGACAAACAAGCACAGACCAAACAGGCUCAGGCUGGAGCUGCUGCCGCAAGAGACGAGGACUCGGAGCUCCUCACAGCGAAGGAUGUUUGUGUAGCCUAUUGCUCCAUUGCUGAGAUUUACCUAGCAGACCUCUGCAUGACAGAGGGAGCUGCAGACAAGUGCAAAGAGUUCAUUGAGAGAGCAUUACAGUAUCACCAUGACAACCCUGAGGCUCUACAGCUCAUGGCCAGUUACCUGUUCAGUACAGAGAGAAACCAGGAAGGCAGAGAAUACCUGUUGAAGAGUGUCGGAUUGUGGCUACCUGCCCAGAAACAGAGUGCUGCUUCUUUCAGCACAGAGGAAGACAUGCAGAAUGAGAUUCCUCCGUACGAGUCUCGCAUUACCACAGCCAAACUGCUCGUCGAGUCCGAGGAAUACGAGAUGGCGGUAGAUGUGUUGGAGGGGCUUCUGGAGGAGGAUGAUGAAGUUGUCCAGGUAAAGUGAUAACCCAGUUGUUUUCAAAAAUUAACAGCUGAUAGCAACCACUACAACAGCUUCA